ACAGAUUUAACUAUCUCGGCGAAGCUCGUAAGGUGGGAAUCACAGUGGUAGGAGAUAUGACCCAGGCUAUGAGUCCGACGGCAGGGCUGAAGCGUGGACCUGGCAGGCCGCCUAAGGAUGCGACGCCUCUAUCGAAGAAGCCCAGGUUAUCAACAGAUCUUGGGUCCAGUCCCGCGCUACUGUCACCUAUAGUGAGCAUACCGGCCGUGGAGAAGAAGAAGGCACAGGUACCGAAGCUACCUUCAAAGGUUUCCGACAAGAGGGCGCUUCCUACUUUACCGCAACCGCAAGCCUUACCGCUAUCCGACGACGAGUAUCAGAGCAUCGCCGCCAGCGCUGUGCUUCAGGCCUCCUUGGCGCGCUCGCAAGCACGAUGGACAACGGAGGGUUUAUUCGAGCGGUACUGGGUGAAGCCGGAGACAGGCAAGAACGCAAAACCUCCCCCGGCGAACAAUCCAGACGUGAAGUGGAUGAAGGCCAAAGGCGAGUGCCGCAUUCGGAUCGAACCUCACAUCUUCGAGUGCCAGAUGUACGUUGAGGAGAAGCCGAAACCACCGCCACCGCCGAAGCAGUAUCCGCCCCCCGGUCAGGCGGGGUACGGGCAGCCGUAUCGGCCGCAGCAGUAUACGCCUGGACAACCAUAUCAGAACCAAGCCUUACCGCCGUUACAGCAACAGUCGCACCAAGGGAAAACACUACCUCCAAUCAACAGCAUGACGCAACGCGCACCUUCAGGGCCGGUGACGCCUGCCUCUAGAGCCCAACCUGCUCAAGUUCAGCCCGAAAAGAAGAUGCCCGACCCGGUUAUCAGCAAGCUUGCCGCACGCGCCUCUCAGGAUCCCGAGCUUAAGAGCCUCAUGAAGGAGGUGGCGACAGGAAGCGCGACCGCCGCACAACUCAAAGUCUUCCAGACGCAUAUCGAUGAUCUGCAGAAGCAGAUUAGGGUAGAACGAGAAGAGAAGGAGCGACAGGACGCAGAGGCUGAGAAGAGGCGGCGUGAAGCUGAUGCUGCGAAGGAGGAAGUGAUACUGUACGAUGGAGCGAAUGAUAGUCGCACGGGCACACCCACGCCGCACAACCAGCAACCCCCAGCGACACAACAAGCGCCUUUUCACAACCAGCCAUCUACUUCGUCUUACGCGGUUCAACAGGGUUGGACUGGCCAGCAAAGCACGCAACGCCCAGUGAUCCUCUCCUUCACCGUACCAGGCGCAAGCGAGGACCGCUUUCUCUUCCCUCAGCAUAGCAUCCUAGAGACACUAUCACCGCAUCAUCACCUCGCUUCCUUUAUAGUCACCCGCAAAGGUCGCGAUGCUGCCGACCCGACGGGGUUGGAUCCCAACAAAGAGUACUGGCAGCCUGUCACCAUCAUGUUAGAGGUCAAGACCGGGCUCGAGACCACUUUGCCAGAGUUCGUAAAGCGUUGGGUCAAGCCUGCCAACGAAGUGAGGAAGCAUAUGGAGGACGUCAUGAAGCGCUGCGAGCGAGCGCCCGAGAGCUGGCUCGCUUUGAGGUUGCCCUUGAAGGACAUGGAGAAAGAAGAUGACAUGUCUUCAAAGGCUGUAAGCAAGGAGGCAAGUCCGAUCGUACUUGUUGAGGAGAAGAAGGCGAAGGUGCAGAGUAACGUGAAGUUUGUGAAGAAGCCUACAUCGGUGUUGAAGAAGAGUAAUUCUGCGACCAACACGACAGCAGGAAUCAACACACCUUCGAAGCAUGGUCCUGAUGCCAGUACGGGCACGGUAGCUGCUGAAGUGUCAGGCGAUCAGGCAGGGAAGCAGGGUGGGGAGACUGCUCCUAUUGAGGCGGAGACGACAGAAAGCGGACGGCCGAGGAGGGCUGUCAGGAAGAGUGUUAGGAUCAGCGAAGGAUAAUUGUCCUUCUGUUUCAGUCUUAUUCUGCCUCUCACCUUCCACUGUACACAGUCACGUGAUAUACUCUCACUUCCACCCGGCAACUUCCGGCAUCAGGCGUUCUCCGCCUAAGAAGACUGC
This is a messenger RNA of Baudoinia panamericana UAMH 10762, 1991 nucleotides long. RefSeq lists its product as uncharacterized. Gene Ontology annotation, cellular component: Swr1 complex. Lineage: Eukaryota; Fungi; Ascomycota; Dothideomycetes; Mycosphaerellales; Teratosphaeriaceae. Gene Ontology annotation, biological process: chromatin remodeling. The coding region runs from base 57 to 1871 and encodes 604 amino acids. Gene Ontology annotation, molecular function: ATP-dependent H2AZ histone chaperone activity. The record is from RefSeq and is a predicted model, not a curated record. The transcript has a single exon.